Aedes albopictus (Asian tiger mosquito) is the source of this 4274-nucleotide messenger RNA. RefSeq names its product bicaudal D-related protein homolog. The transcript is spliced from 5 exons. Bases 674 to 2422 code for a protein of 582 amino acids. The record is from RefSeq and is a predicted model, not a curated record. NCBI's taxonomy places the organism in Eukaryota, Metazoa, Arthropoda, Insecta, Diptera, Culicidae.
AGUGCGGUUUUGGUUGCAGUAGUGUUCGGAGACUGACUGUGUCUGGUUGGUUGGGAAUAGUGUUUGCGCGUUAUUGCGCUCGCGUGUGUUCGCCGCAGUUCUUCUCGCGCGUUGUUUUCAUUUACUUUUCAGGAAGCGUGCAGUGAUGAAAAGUUUAACUCAAAAGUGUUGACAGCAAAGAGGUGAACUCAACCGCAGUAGGCGUCGUCGCCGCCUCGUAUUGUCGGGUUUGUUGAAUAAUUAGGAGAAUGCGCUCGUGUAUAAAGUGUUGACGCCCGAUGCAUCAGCCGUGAGACGUAUCGAAGAAACAAAAAAUGAGAGCGUGAAGAAACUCGCUGCGAAUGCCGUGAAUUAAUAGACCGCGAUCCAUCAUAACCCACCCAAAACCGAAUCGGAUGCCACGUGUGACUAACAUCUGUGCCUCGCUCAUACAAAACAAAAAAAAAACUGCAUUUCAUCUAACCUUCUCACUCGCUCGCCCCUCACCAUUGCUCCGUCGUCGAAAGUGAAACCGUAGACUCCACACAUUAGAGUUCCACCAAGAGACCCCCUAAUACCCAUCAAAAAGAGGGUGCUCGUCACGUGCCGCCCAGUUCGGCCCUGACCGACCGAAAAAAAAGUAAAAGAAUUGGUUUCUCAUCUGUGUUGUUCCGACCCCGGUGCGGCAUCCUGAAUGGAUAAGCACAGCAGGUCCAAGCCGACACUCGAGGACUACAUCAUCGACAUGGAGACGCGGCCGCCCGACAGCGGUCAGAUCUCCGACAAGGACGUCUGGGCCCAGCUGCACCAGAAGGAAGCCGAUCUGCUGCUGGCGGCCGAGCUCGGGAAGGCCCUGCUCGAGAAGAACGAGGAGCUGAAGAAGCAGCAGGAGAAGCUGAUCGACGACUACUCGGUGAAGCUGGAGAAAUUGGAACAGGAGAAGUACAUCCUAAAGCGGCAACUAGAAAUCUCCUCGAGCGAGAACGAUGCCAUCAUCCUGGAGCUGCAGACCGACAUCAAGCAGUUCAAGCAGAAGCUCGACCUGCAAGAACAGCUCAUGCGCCAGAUGGAACGGGAGAAGAACCUGCUGAUCGAGGAGCUGACCGCCCAGAACACCCGCCUAUCGAACGAGCUGAAGAAAGCCAACGCCACCGAACUGCAACUGUCGGCUCAGCUCCAGGAGAUCAAAGAACAAUGCAACCGGCGGACGCUGAGCAUACAGGACCACGUGAGCAGUCUCGAAAGCCUCAAGAACGAGCUCCGGAUGAUUCUGGAGAAGAAGAAUGACCUGGAAAAUCGGUUGCACAUGACGGCGACCGAGAAGGAGACCCUAUCGGUGGCGCUGAAUGAGGCCUCCGAGCGGAUACACAUUCUGGAGCGGAGCACCAUGGAGCAGGACACCAAGUACCAAAUGACGGUGCAGACGUUGGACCGGUUGGAGCGGGAGAAUGGGACGCUGAGCGAGCGGCUCGAGUCGUUCGACAGUCAGCGGUCGCACCCGAGCGAUCCGCACCACUCGUCGCUGCUGCAGGAGAUGAACGGCGAAGACGACUCGAUGAUGAUAGACGGCAGCGGAGCUAACAACGACGAAGCGACGAUACUGCUGUACAAGGAAGCCCAGUCGGUGUACAAGCAGCUGAAGACGCUGUGUCAGACGCUGCGGAAUACGCACCACGAUGACGAUUCGGGCCUUCACUCGGACAUGUCCUUCUCUUCGAUGGACAACACUUCGUCCUCUGCGCCACAAUCGGUAGACGCUGGCCUAGGUCCAUCGACUGGGCCUUCCCCACACUCGAGCGGCCCGGUUGGAAUCAAUGGCCGAGGGCCGGAGAAGUUCCACCGAGGGAUGUUGUCCUCUGCUGCGGAUGAACUGGUUCACAUCAUCAUGAACAUGGACGCCAUGCAGUUCAAGACCAUGUUCGAACAGACACGAUCAAUGCUGAUCGAUCAGGAAGAAGACCUGAAGAAGAAGACGGACCUGAUCAUGCAGCUGGAGAGCAAGCUCUCCGUGCAGGACAUCGAGUUGCAGAGCGCGAUCGAGGAACGUAACCAAGCCCGACAUGAUGCGUCGGACUCGAGCCUAGCGCAGGAUGAAACUGUGAUCCAGGCCCGCAAGGAUCGGGACGCGGCGAUCGAACGGCGGACCAAGGCCGAAGUCGAACUGGCCAAGAACCGGGUGGAGCUGAUGCAGGCCAACAGCCAACUGCUGGAAGCGAUCCAGCAGAAGGUUGAACUGCUGCAACAGCUCGAACAGUGGCAGAUCGACAUGCACGAGCUGAUCGAGGAGCAGAUGAAGAAUAAGCUUAACAAUGAAACUAGUACAAAACCGCAAACGCCUCAGCGUCCGUCAUCGCAGCAGACCGGUUCUUCCGGGUCGUCGUCUGCCGGUUCGUCGGCUAGCAAUCGUAAGAGUCGCCUACUAGAUCUGUUCUAUCAUCGAUGAGGAGGAGAAGCACCACCCUAACGAACGAAGCAAAACUGCGAUCAGUUCUCAAACGAAACAAAGCUACCCGGUCAACGCCCGGACGGAUCCGGCUGGAGAGGCGGCCCACAUUGCAUUUAUAUUCGACAUUCCUCUAAUCUAUUGUAACUGUCUUGGGCCGCUUCCGCCAUUUUGGACAUCGAACGCUCUCCGUCGCCGAGGCAGCCGCGGUAGCACCAAGGCCUACCCAGACCAUGUGAUAGCGAACUGAUCGACGUUUCUACUGAUUAUUGAUUCUUUUUAAGCGGUCUACCAAAAAUCCAAGAUGGGACCUUGAGACAACAGUAUUUUUGUAUGAAGAACUAUAGUGAAAGUCGUUUUUACCGAUCCAUAUCUAUCCGGAGUACAUACAUCCAAGCAGUUUGCGUAACACACAUAUCCCUUAAAUACCUUCGUGCAUUGCAUAUACCAGAAAAAAGUUGGCAACCGUAAAACCCAAAUCAUAUCCUAUAGCAGAGAGCAGAAAACGAUUUAUUAACUUAACGAAACGUGUAAUUUAUGUAGCUAAAGAUAAUAUUUUACAACCCGGUGUAACCAAAAAUUUGUAUCGUGAGAGUUUAAUAUUGAACCGUACUUACUAUACGAUAAUUUAAACGGACCAUUCCCGACAGUCUCAAACGUUAAUUUUCGUCCAAGACAUUUGUGCUGAUUCUGCGAAUGGAGUGACGCGAGAAAAGUCGGAGUCGUAUAUCGAGGUGAGAAAUCUCGACUCGAAUGAGGCUACUCUCCAUUUGAUUUACACGGCGAGUCACUUCAUUUGAGACGGUAUUCCUCACUUUUAUAUACGACUCCGACUUUUCUCACGUCACUCCAUUCGCAGAAUGAGCUCAAUUUUUACAUGUAUGGAGAAAUUGAUUUAUUUUUUUCUUAUUCAAAAUUAUUCUUGAUUUAUAUUUUCAGCAAUUUUAAAAUUUUCGCAAAUAAUCGUAAACAUGUUUGACAGCUUCUGGAAUAAACUGCCAGUGUUGCCAAGAAUGACUCAUUUCCAUUGUAGGGGUCCACUGAUGAUAAAAAAAUCAGUUCACAAAAAAUAUCAAAAUCUUUUAUUAAGAAAAAUACAAUUUGAUACUGACGGGAAUGAUCAAUUGCGAAUAACAUCAAGAAACUAACAUCAACCAUUGAGUGCAUUAUCUAAAUCGGUGUGUAGUGUUCCUUUAUUCACUUCAGCUAAAAGAAUGUGGUGUUCUCCUGAUCUUCUAACCAAAAACAGGAUCCUAAACCUGAGUGACAAAACAAAAAAAAUCGAACCGAAGCAAGGUGUUAGCACAAGAAAAUUGUGAUACUUGUUUGCUAACACGAGCACGAACACACACACGCCUUGAGAAACGGAUGUGCGCCUUUGUUGUACUACUACUACUUAUGAUAGCGCUAUAUUAAUCUUAACUGCUGCAGCACUAGACAAGAUUACAGCUACAGACAACAGAUUAGCCGAGUGAUAACGUGGAUGCCUUUUCACAUGAAACGGAAAAUCAAAAUAAUCUAGACUCGAAAAAUUAAAACUGGAAUUGGAAAUGGAACUGAAAGAAAGGGGGCAUGCGUUUGCGUUAUGUAAAUAUAAGAUUAAAAUAUACUGAAACAUUCCUACUAAAACAAGAGGUUUUAAAUAUAAAAAAAAAUCCCGCAAGAUUGGUUUUCACGGAACGUUAGACCGAAUCAAGAAUGGACCCUAAUUUAUCAUUUAAUUGAACACAGGACGAAACGAAAGCUAAUCCAAAACUUUGUUGUUGCUGCACGCCGGCAAGUAAUCUUAUUUGUAACUGUUGUAACUGGAAACGCAAAAAUGAUAGAAAUAAAGUAAUAAAGAUGAGAUUAA